Lactuca virosa is the source of this 357-nucleotide messenger RNA. NCBI's taxonomy places the organism in Eukaryota, Viridiplantae, Streptophyta, Magnoliopsida, Asterales, Asteraceae. The record is from the annotation of a GenBank genome assembly.
AUGGCAGGGCUACAGAGAUCAGCAGUCUCAUUCAGAAGGCAAGGAUCAUCAGGUCUGAUCUGGGACGACAGAUUCUUAUCAGGCGAACUGAACCGGUUUCCGGAAGGCAAACCGCCUGCAUCUUCCGACGCCGAUCAGGUUCCGACGACUGGAAAUGAUCAGUCAAAGUUUUCGAAAACCACAAUUCAAUCCAUCAACACCGUUCGCCGGAAUCGAUCUAAUAACGGCGGUGAACGAGCGUCCACGGCGACGGAGCCGUCUUCACCGAGGAUUCCGGUGUGUGGAUUUUGCAGCGCUUUUGGUAAGUCUAACAAAACCCAUACACGAACCGUCUCCCGUAAGCGUAGCUUUGCUUGA